GUACCACAGGGCAGUAAGCAGAAAACUUUCCCACGAAGCGCACGCGUUGUAUUACACAAGCAAUAAGACGCUCUGAAAUUACGUGAUUUCAUUUAAGGCCAAUUUCGAUUCAGUGUACUUACAAUUCUCUUUAAUAAAUAUUAUAUUGUUCGUUUGUAUUCAGUUCUUAAUAGUGUUGGUGCAUUGUUCGGACUACCGCUAUUUUGAUGCCUGUCACACGCCGUCAAUUUUUGGGUCUAAGAAAUGCCGGAUUCCGGACGAUGUUUUCCUUUACCGUAGGAGCGAGUUCAAAUACGCAAUAGGCUACUAGGCCAACAUGUUCCAUAUGUAUUUAACAGAUGUGAUGCGUCGGCUGUACCUGACAGACAGACAUUUAAGGGUGAUGCUAUGGUGUAUAUUAUUGGGAUUGCAGCCAGCGUUUGGAGGCAUUCUUGACCCAUUCAAUUGGGCACGCUCGGAUCGUAUUGAGGUCAAUAUCCCAUGGUUACCUUUCGAAAAUGAAACUAGAUGCUACGAUGAGCUUGGCUGUCUGAACAUCACACGGAGUUGGUAUCACCUAAUUCACCGCCCGUUUAAUGUGUUUCCUCUCCCCAGAGUAGUUGUUAAUACAAGGUUCAUUCUAUAUACGAAGAGUAAUCCCACUGAUGGACAACUACUUAACGUUAAUGUAAACAAAACAAUAGUUAAAUCUAACUUUAGUCCGCGUCGUUUAACUAAAAUUAUUAUACACGGAUUUAUAGACACGCCACUCUCAAAUUGGGUGAGUGAAAUGAAAGAUGAGUUGGUGAAGGCCGGUGAUUUUAAUGUCGUCAUCGUGGAUUGGGCUGGAGGCAGCUUGCCUCUGUACACUCAGGCGACAGCUAACACUCGACUUGUUGGACUUGAAGUUGCACAUUUCGUCAAUACUUUACAGAAAGAGCACGGCCUAAACCCCCUUGAUGUACACAUAAUUGGUCAUUCUCUAGGAGCUCAUACAGCUGGUUAUGCUGGUGAAAGAAUUCAGGAUUUAGGAAGAAUUACAGGACUCGAUCCUGCUGAACCUUAUUUUCAAGGGAUGCCAACAAAUGUGCGACUAGAUCCAACAGAUGCGAAACUGGUCGAUGUCAUACACACAGACGGGAAAAGCAUAUUCCUUUUAGAUUUUGUGUUUAUGGCAGGAUAUGGGAUGUCACAGCCCGUGGGUCAUUUAGAUUUUUACCCAAAUAAUGGAAAGGAACAACCAGGUUGUGACCUGACUGAGGGGCCACUGAUACCCCUGACUUUAGUAAAGCAAGGAUUGGAAGAAGCGUCUAGGGUACUGGUCGCUUGUAAUCAUGUGAGAGCGAUUAAGCUGUUCACAGAGUCUAUUAAUGGAAAAUGUCCUUAUAUAGGUCACCAAUGUCCAUCUUAUCAACACUUCCUGGACGGAAAAUGCUUUCACUGCGGUCAUGGUUGCGCCGUAAUGGGAUUCCAUGCAGACAGCUCACCUGGAUUAAUCACGAAUAAAGAUAAUGAGACUGAGAACGAAGUUUAUCCUUCUGAGGAGCAGGAAACAAUUGGUGCCAAGUACUUCCUUAACACUGGGAAAGAACUACCCUAUUGCCAACGGCACUACAAAGUCUCAAUUCAUUUGGCUAAUCCUAAGGGUGCAGAAUCCUGGGUUCAGGGAUUUCUGAAAGUCACUUUGAUGUCAGAGAAGGGGGUCAUUCGUGGUAUGGAUUUAACGCCUACAAAUUAUGUGAAAUUAGAACAUGGAACUUCAUACACAAUUGUUGUUACGCAUCCGAUGGAUUUAGGAGGAAAAAUAAGAAAAGUGGAAUUGUCGUGGGAGUACGAUAUGAAUGUACUGGAACCACGAUCUCUUUGCAUUUUGUGGUGUAACGAUCGGCUCUACGUGAAGAACGUAAUAGUUGACCAAAUGGAACUUCCUAGUAGAGGGAAACGCAAUGUAGAUUUCAGCAGUAAAUUAUGCACGCCCAAAAGAGAAUUCGCUGAAAUUCCAAACAGAGGUUCCGCAAGCUUCUAUGACAAUUGCGGAAGGUAGCCAAUUGAGACGUGAUAUGGAGAGAGAACAACCGGGCCAGCUGAGUGCUACACUAUGUCCUACCAAGAAGGCCUUACAAUCUUACGAUUUCAGUUCCAAUUAGUACAAAGCUACACUUUUAUCUGAACGUAUACGAAAAUGACAGCAAAAAUUGCUUGACUUCAAAAGAAACGGCAUCUUUAGCAAAAUACAAAAUACCAGUAGAGCUAUUCAUAUCUUCGAAAAAAUUAGUAUCUAAUUUUACCUAACAAGUACGGGUAUAUAAGCACAAAUGCUGCCUCCUUCACCAAACUAAAUACUCAGAACCGAGUAAAAAAGAAACAUAAUCGCUAUACAUUCUCCUGGGUUGGACAUCACAAGGCCCAUAGGUUCGUUAACGGCCUCAAAAAAAAUUUCGCUAAAUGGACAAUUACUGUUAAAAGUGACUCGAAGUGAAGCUUUAAUGAUCGAACAAUUUGGUUGUGAUUGAGGAACUACCAGUGAUAUUAGUGUUACAGGGGGACUCUAAAUUAUAAAUUAUUGUAGAGCUGUAAAUAUCUGCAUUCCUUUAUCUUAUUUAUGCGCGUUGACAAUGUGAUACGCAGUAUAAUGUAUAUUUUAUAAUAAAUACAGACACAUUGUAUAAUACUAUAUGUUAUGAGAAAUAUUAAGGAAGAUAUAUUGUUGUUUUAACUUUAAUAUUUUAAAGUGUUUUAAGAGGCUAUUAAAAUUCUUGUUUAUUUUAUUAUUUUA
Molecule: messenger RNA, 2755 nt
Organism: Pieris rapae (cabbage white)
Lineage: Eukaryota; Metazoa; Arthropoda; Insecta; Lepidoptera; Pieridae
Product: pancreatic triacylglycerol lipase
Exons: 16
Coding region: 317-2023 (568 amino acids)
Biological process (GO): lipid metabolic process
Molecular function (GO): protein binding; triacylglycerol lipase activity
Source: RefSeq, a predicted model, not a curated record